This is a messenger RNA of Pecten maximus, 2190 nucleotides long. Its product is annotated as diphthine--ammonia ligase-like. The coding region runs from base 96 to 2165 and encodes 689 amino acids. Lineage: Eukaryota; Metazoa; Mollusca; Bivalvia; Pectinida; Pectinidae. Gene Ontology annotation, biological process: protein histidyl modification to diphthamide. The transcript has 17 exons. Gene Ontology annotation, molecular function: diphthine-ammonia ligase activity. The record is from RefSeq and is a predicted model, not a curated record.
UUUACGCAUGCUCAAACCACUUUAGUUCCGGUGUAAACACGUGUGUACUUUCAAAAUGUAAACAAGUUUUUCUGUUCAAGAUUUCUUGAAUAAUCAUGAAAACAGUAGCACUUAUAAGCGGUGGCAAGGACAGUUGCUACAACAUGAUCCAGUGUGUAGCGGAAGGACAUGAGAUUGUAGCACUAGCAAACCUCAGACCUGCUGUUAAGGAUGAGAUGGACAGCUACAUGUAUCAGACAGUGGGACACCAUGCUAUAGACCUAUAUGCUGAAGCCAUGGGCCUACCUCUGUAUAGACACACUAUCCAGGGUGUGGCCAAAGAGACAGGAGGUGACUAUGUCCCCACCCCCCAGGACGAGGUUGAGGACCUGUUGGUACUUUUACAGAAAGUUCAGAAAGAGAUUGAAAUAGAGGCUGUGUCGGUCGGUGCUAUACUGUCUAACUACCAGAGGGUUCGUGUGGAGAAUGUAUGUCAGAGACUAGGCCUUACAAGUUUGGCGUAUCUAUGGCGACGGGACCAGGCAGAACUCCUCAACGAGAUGAUUGGAUGUGGUGUUACAGCCGUCUUGAUCAAAGUGGCAUCUCUAGGUUUAGAUCCUAAGAAGCACUUAGGGAAAACUUUAGCAGAGAUGCAACCUGAACUUCACAGAAUGCACACCAAGUUUCAGCUGAACGUGUGUGGAGAAGGAGGAGAGUAUGAAACCUUUACCCUGGACUGUCCGCUGUUUAAAAAGAGAAUUGUGUUGGACGACCCGGAAAUGGUGAUCCACUCUGACGAUGCAUUUUCACCUGUAGGAUACCUGAAUCUGAAGAAAGCACACCUGGAGGACAAAGAGACAGAUAUUGAAAUGAGCCAGCAUGAAAGGAUUCAGGGUUUACACAUGAGGACCAGUGUGGAUGUGUACCAUGAUCUCCUACAGGAAGGGGAGGACGAUAUGUGUGACAAUAUACCUGUGGAGAGUAGUCCUCACAUUGGUAACAAUGACAUCAUACCAGAUGAGUUUAACCUGUCAGUUAAAAGUAUGGGUAAAAACUUAUGGGUGACUGGCGUGGUUGCUAGGGGUGACACUGACAUACAGGAGGCCACAAGGGCAGCAAUGGAGCAGGUCAAAGAUCUAUAUAUUUACUUACUAGCUGCCAUUUCUGAUGUGGGCAAAGACUGGGAGAUGUCUAAAUUGGCCUUGGUUUGUCUGUAUGUACAGAGAAUGGAAGAUUUUGCCAAAGUUAACUCUGUCUACAAGACAUAUUUUGAAUUAAACCCACCUGUCAGAGUUUGUGUUCAAGCAUCACUUCCAAAGAACAUUGCUUUACUCAUGGACUGUUACGGCUGUAAGACAGCAGACCGCACUACCAUGCAUGUACAGGGAAUAUCUCACUGGGCCCCAGCUAACAUAGGACCUUACAGUCAGGCUGUCACUGUGGAUGGUAGAAUCUUUGUAGCAGGCCAGAUUGCCAUGGUGCCAGGGUCAUUGAAAAUCAUACAGGGAGGUAUAACCACAGAGAGUCGUCUUUCCUUGCGACAUGUUGGACGUGUCCUAGAUGCUCAGAGUUCGGGAUGUGCCCUGACUGAUGUGGUGAAUGUUGUCUGUUAUAUCACCUCCCAUAGCUACAUGGACAUAGCCAAGCAGGAGUGGACCAGAGCUCUAGCAGCUUGUCAUGAGAGUGAUGACUCAGUUGUCCGUACAGACGGCAUGUCCAGCCCAUCCGUCAUUUGUGUUGUCAUCCCCUACUUACCACGGAAUGCCAAGGUUGAGUGGCAGGUCACAGCCUUCACUCCAGGGACAGAGGUCAAAGAAUCCACAGAGAACUACAAAUUUGGGGACUACUCCAGCACCAUUAGAUGUGUCACUUCCUGUGCAGGUAUCCCAGGGUUCUCCUGUACAGGAUACACAGACCUCAAUGCCCCAUCCCUACCAGAUGACAUGGGGGAUGCUGUAAGAUGUCUGUGUAUGUGCUACAGAAAGGUCACCUCGUCUCUGUACCCUACAGAAGGAUGUGUGCCCCCACUGAGGAUAUUCUACAGGUCCUCACAAUAUCGCUACGCUGAACUUUGUCAGGCUUUCACUGCUGCUCUACAACAAGGCGGAGGAGAGCCAGUGAACUUUGCCCUUGUACCAGUGUCUGAUCUACCUACUAGUCACUCUGUGUUCACCUAUUGUCAAUGACUUUAAUAAAGAAAAAAGCUUUUAG